AUGUCGGUGGAAAUCCCCCCCACGGAUCUGUUUUCUUACAUCACCUCGGCGGGCACCCCGAUCUCGCGCCAAUCGCCCCAAUACUUUGAUGCUACGGCGCCUACCGCCAACUACACCCUGCAAGAUGCUGAGCUCAUGGCCAAGCGAGUUGGGUAUGGUCUACAGAAGGUGAUGCAGCUACGAAAGCAAGACAAAGUUCUCCUUUACUCGGGGAAUGACUUGCUGUUCCCCAUCGUGGUCUGGGGAGUGACUGCGGCCGGUGGCGUCUUCACCGGAGCCUCGCCCUCGGCCUCGGUGUAUGAGCUUGAAUACCAAUUACGUGAUUCCGAGGCCACUAUUUUGAUCACGAGCAUGGAGGGAUCAAAGGUGGCUAUCGAGGCAGCACGGAAAGCCGGUCUUCCCGUGGACCGAAUUCUCUUGCUGGUCGCACCCGGGAUAGACGACGGACACCCUGGCUCCAUCCGGCCAUGGACGGAGAUUUGGGGGUCGAGCGAAGAAGCGAGUUUGUGGCCAUGGGACCGUAUCUCCUCCGUGGACGAGGCGAGGACGACGACGGCGGUGAUCAACUAUUCGAGCGGGACGACCGGCUUACCCAAGGGCGUCGAACUCACCCACUACAACAUCAUCGCCAAUGCCGAGCAGAUCAUUGCAAAGCGCCUUCUGGUAGAUAACACCGAGGCGGGUCGCGCCCGUCGGGAUAGACUCAAGGCGUCAAGUGAGCGAUGGCUCGCCGCCGUACCGAUGUAUCAUGCCUUUGGUCAAUCUUAUUUCUGUGUCAUUGCUCCCCGUCUCGGGGCCAAGGUCUUCAUCAUGCCCAAAUUCAACCUGCACCAGUACCUCACCUUUGUGGACAUCUACCGCAUUACAUUUGUCAACGUCGUCCCCGCCAUGCUAGCCAUGCUCUGCAACGUUGAGCAACCAGGACGUUUCAAUUUCAAGGCUAUCGAGUCGAUGACCAGCGGUGCAGCCCCCUUGGAUCCAACCAUCGCGCAGCGGUUCCGACAUCGGUACCUCCGAGAUGGGGUGCUGGUCAAACAAGGGUGGGGCAUGACGGAGACCACAUCCAAUCUGACCGGCUUUACCCCAGAUGAUCAGGAUGACGGGCGAUCCAUCGGCUGGUUGAGCCCCAAUUGCAAGGCGAGAAUUGUGCCGGUUGCAGGGCGUGAGUUCGAAGGAGGUGCGGCUGCCGAGGGGCGACUGCUGGGCGAACUCUGGGUGGCGGGCCCCAACGUCAUGAAAGGGUAUUGGAAGCGUGAAGCUGAGACGAAAGAUGCUUUGAUGACCGAGGGGGAGGAGCGAUGGUUGCGCACGGGCGACAUCGCCUAUGUGGAUGAUCGGGGGUGCUUCUACCUCGUGGAUCGACUGAAGGAGCUCAUUAAAGUGAACGGGUUUCAGGUCUCCCCAACGGAGCUGGAGAAGGGUUUGAUGGCCCAUCGAGGAGUCGUGGACGCGGCUGUCGUGGCCUACAAAAAACAAGGCAGCGAGUUUCCCCGGGCAUUCGUGGUCCGCACAAGCCCCAGUGUGACGGCUGAGGGGCUCCAUGCAUGGAUCCAAGAACGAUUUGCCCGGUACAAGUGGUUGGAAGGAGGCAUCUUUUUCAUCGAGCAAAUUCCGAGAACAGCCAGUGGAAAGGUUAUUCGACGGCAAUUACCAAUCCCAAGGAAUCUAGACUCUAGGCUACGCAGCGGUGAGGGGAUGGACAGGCGCGAAUCAAGAGGUUCUUAGACAGUAGCCACAAGAAU
Molecule: messenger RNA, 1742 nt
Organism: Aspergillus aculeatinus CBS 121060
Lineage: Eukaryota; Fungi; Ascomycota; Eurotiomycetes; Eurotiales; Aspergillaceae
Product: acetyl-CoA synthetase-like protein
Exons: 6
Coding region: 1-1725 (574 amino acids)
Biological process (GO): secondary metabolic process
Molecular function (GO): CoA-ligase activity
Source: RefSeq, a predicted model, not a curated record